Neolamprologus brichardi is the source of this 3230-nucleotide messenger RNA. The record is from RefSeq and is a predicted model, not a curated record. NCBI's taxonomy places the organism in Eukaryota, Metazoa, Chordata, Actinopteri, Cichliformes, Cichlidae.
ACGAGCAGGAAGCGCCGCGCGCACAGAGGACGGAGAGCCGCGCGGAGGGAGCAGCUUCACACUAAAAGAGCAGAAGAAGAAGAGAAAAGAGGAAGAGAAGAAGAAGCGGGGGAGCAGGCGGAGGACUCUGCUGGAUGUAGCUGUUUGCGGCUGUUUUGCGGGGAAUGUGCGGCCCCUCCGCAGCUGCUCUCCAACUUUGCGAGUCUCUGCUCUCAUGCCGAGAGGCGGACGCAGAGGAUGGGAGUUACCUGGUCCUCCAGAUGCCUCGCGCUCUUCCUCGCUCUGCACAUAGUCUCCGUGUUGCAGACGGUGCUGGUCAGCGCUGGUCAAUGUGACUCGGUGUUCAAGGGUUUCUCAGACUGCCUCAUCCAGCUGGGAGACAACAUGGCCAACUAUCCCCAGGACCUGGACGACAGCCAGAACCUGCACAAGAUCUGCACUUACUGGGAUAACUUCCACUCCUGUGCCACGACGGCGCUGGCGGACUGCCAGGAGGGAGCGACGGACCUCUGGGAUAAACUGAAAAAGGAGUCCCGAAACCUGAAUUUCCGCGGGAGUUUGUUUGAACUCUGUGGCGGCGGCAACGGAGCCCCCAGAUCUGCCAACGCCAGGGGCCUCGCCUUGGUCCUAACCACACUGCCCACCAUACUGACUUGGCUGGCGUUUUAACAGAAAAGAGGAAAAACAUGGAAACGCAAAGCGAGAAGAAGUAAAAAAAGAAAAAAAAAGGAAAAAUCCGACUGAAAAAAGAAAAUAGGAAAAGAGCGAUAGCUGCUCUUCCAAAAUACUUCAAAGUUUGAAUUCAUCACAAGAAAAUACUCCCCGAAUGGAUUUCUACUGCUAGGUCACCGCACGGCGGCCCAGGUCGCCUUCCUGGGACAUCUGCAGGCCGCCGUCCUCCCGGAGCGUUCAUCCAAUCACACGCAGACGCAACCCAGAGGCCGAAAACAUGAAAUAUUCAACACGCCUUUGAAACGAUGACAAUGAUGAAAAUGUGAUGGAUUCCCGUCCGCUUACAACCGUGGAAUUACACCGUAUUAAAGUCAACCAUGAAUUAUUGAUGUUUAGUAGGCGCGGCCUAGACAGCGCGGUGUGACUGCAGGGCGCUGACACUGUAUCAGGCUAUAUAUUAGAGCCCCCAUAUAGCCCAUGGUACAUAUUCAUGUGUAACGCGAGGCCACAAAAUCAAUAAGACGAGCCGAGGCCUCGAGCCGAUUCAGACCUGACGCCUCAUUUUCACCACGGACAGAUUCUCCUUUUACUUUGUCUUUUUUUAUUACGCCAAGUAGACUCUGUGGUAUAUUUGAUGGACUGAAUGCUUCGUGUAAUAUUUGUACUCGUAUUGGCUGUUUGUUGUUUUCAGGCCACGGUCACACCAGCGCUAAAUGCAGCCGUAAUAACUGGCAGCAAAGACAGCUUACCAAAAUUACACGUUUUACAGGCAGAAAAACUGCAAUGACCUUUGACCCCUACAGCAUGGCUCUCAAUCAACAGUAUUCUUACAUUCAUAGUAUUGUACUCGGUUGUGGAGCUGGCCGGGUUGCUGCCAUGCCACGUUUCUGGUGUGACCGUAGGCUUGUUUUUCUUGACCAAACUCUGAGGUGCAGAGAUGUGGUGGAGUAUCAAGCCUGCUUGUCCUUAAAGAACAGUUUAUACUGUUGUUAACGUGCAUGAUAUCAGUUCAGAGACUCUCAAAACAUUUCAGGAAAUGGGCACAAAAACAUUAAAUGUUUUAUAAGACGUCAGGUUCAAGUUAGUUUUUGCCUCUGUUGGAAGGACACUUGUACUAUCUCGAUGUUUCAUUUCUGUAUUAUUAGAAUUGUUCAUUUUGUUACUGCUUUUUGUUGGUAAUAUAAACUCAACACUUCCUGUAAGAGUUUCAAAUUAAAAGCCCUUAAGAAAUGAUCACAACAAAGAACAACACAAAGUGAAAAUGGCACAGUUACAUUUAAGCAACAGCUGAUGACAGGUGACAAUAUAUUGUGAAUAAUAAGGACAUACAGCUGACUUUUAACCAAGUAUUGCAUUAUUAAUGUUAUGGACAGCAUUAAUUUUAAACUCUUUUAUUUACAAGUGCAUAAAGCACUCAAAAAGCUUAAAUUCAAAGUAAUAAGCCCUCCUGGGCACCAGCACAUAGUGCCAGGUAGUUACUAUGCAACAUACUAGAUGUUUUAAUUUUAGCUUUUUAAAAAAGAAAUAAAAGAUUAAUUGCCAUUAUUUAAGCAUUUGUUUAUUUAUAUGCUGGAAUUUAUUGUGCAACCACUUAAAAUCUGUCCAUGGUCAGAAAACAAUAGUCAAGAAGUAAGCUAAUGUUAGCCAGCUAGCUGUAACUUGGCACCUCUGUUUAAAGUUUUCGUAACAUAAACGUAUAAAAUAAUGAACACAUGAUAAGCUAACAAACUUUGUAAUCCAGAUCAACCCUACGAGUUUUGAUGUGACCGCUAGAUUACUUUACUAUGUUGGUUAGCUAACAAGCCAGGAUUAGCUAACAUUAGCCAGCGGUAAGCUAGCUUGAAGGGACUAUUUGGAUUCCCACAACUAAAGAAAUUUCCUAAACUGAAUCUAACUCAUUGUUUUGGCCCCACUAGAUUAAACUGGCUUUAUUCUCGCUAAUGUUUGCUAACUUGUUUGUGAUCAUGUAAAGGUACUUUACCGUAGCUAACAGUUAGUAGAAUUACAUGAUUUAGGAUAUGCCCAGUUAAACUAAGUAAUUAUAUUAUAACAGCAGAAAUGUACGUCAUAUGUAAGAGACAUGCAUAGCUUAUGUCUUACAUUUGUUUUCCCAGGUUGUAUUUGGAGACAGACUUUAUUUAUUUAUAUCAACUGUGCUUCCUGCGAUGAUCAGAGAGAUACCGUUUAAUUAAAAACUACAAAAUUCUGUUUGAGAAUAUAAGCUAGCUGUAACCAUAUUGUGUCCACACCUCCAAAUCUAGCAUGACUCAGUGAAGCAGGCUAUGCUCAAAGUGAAUCAACGUGUAAUAACUUAACAGUAUGACAGUAGUUCAGCUAACAUUUAAAGAGAUCAGAGUAGCUAGCAGGUUGGAGGCUAAAGCAGAUAGUACUUGUGUUAGCAAGUAAAUUGGAUUGCCAUGGGUUAGUAACUAAAAAAUAUUACAUCAGGUUAGCUAACAGUUUGUAUUUGCAGCUAAACCAAACACUGUUUAGCUUUAGCUUCUCCUUCAUGAAUUACCCUUCAGGUAGAACAUUUCCUCACAGAGAUGAUGAUGAAU